Chenopodium quinoa (quinoa) is the source of this 1674-nucleotide messenger RNA. Its product is annotated as mitochondrial uncoupling protein 1-like. Gene Ontology annotation, cellular component: mitochondrial membrane. The coding region runs from base 289 to 1206 and encodes 305 amino acids. Lineage: Eukaryota; Viridiplantae; Streptophyta; Magnoliopsida; Caryophyllales; Amaranthaceae. Gene Ontology annotation, biological process: mitochondrial transport; mitochondrial transmembrane transport. Gene Ontology annotation, molecular function: oxidative phosphorylation uncoupler activity. The record is from RefSeq and is a predicted model, not a curated record. The transcript is spliced from 9 exons.
CAUGAGUGAAUGUAUCACGAAUUGAGUUAAAAACCAACCCUUCAAAAAUCAAAAUAGUGGAGAAAAGAAAGAGAAGUUUUUGCGAGUAGGAAUGAAUUUCAAAAUUCCCUGCUAACGUGGAGUCGCGCUACUGCUGAUGCAGAAUAGCAUCACUGCCUUGUUGUAACGCUCAUCUCCCAACUCUAAAUGGCCUCAUUUUCAUUGAAUUCACUUUCCAACUCCAAUCAACCCUAGUCUUCUUCCUCAAUUCCUCUCCAUUAAAAUCUCUUUGCCGCCGCUUGUUCGACAAUGGUGGCUCCAACUGGCGAUCAACCCAACAUCUCCUUCCCUGGCACGCUAGCUAGCAGUGCAUUCGCUGCUUGCUUUGCUGAGGUAUGUACCAUCCCUUUGGACACUGCCAAAGUUAGGCUGCAGCUUCAGAAGAAAGCAAUUGGAGAUGCAGUAGCUUUACCAAAAUAUAAAGGUAUGCUCGGUACAGUGGCAACUAUUGGCAGGGAAGAAGGGCUAGCUGCGCUAUGGAAAGGAAUCGUGCCAGGAUUGCAUCGUCAAUGCCUGUUUGGUGGUCUAAGGAUUGGGUUGUAUGAUCCGGUUAAGACAUUAUAUGUGGGUAAAGACCAUGUUGGCGAUGUUCCCUUGUCAAAAAAGAUACUUGCUGGACUUACCACCGGCGCUUUGGGAAUCAUGAUUGCUAAUCCAACUGACCUUGUAAAAGUUCGCCUUCAAGCUGAGGGGAAAUUGGAAUCCGGUGUGCCAAGGCGCUAUUCUGGAGCAUUAAAUGCCUACUCUACUAUUGUGAAGCAGGAAGGACUCAGGGCCUUAUGGACUGGCCUUGGGCCAAAUAUAGCACGAAAUGCCAUCAUAAAUGCCGCUGAACUGGCUAGUUAUGAUCAAGUGAAGCAGACCAUUUUGAGGAUACCUGGAUUCACCGACAAUGUUGUCACCCAUUUGCUAUCUGGUCUUGGAGCUGGAUUCGUUGCUGUCUGCAUUGGCUCACCUGUUGAUGUGGUUAAAUCCAGAAUGAUGGGAGAUUCUUCUGCGUACAAGAGUACACUUGAUUGCUUCAUCAAGACCUUAAAGAAUGAUGGUCCUCUUGCAUUUUACAAGGGCUUUAUUCCAAAUUUUGGACGCCUUGGAUCUUGGAAUGUCAUUAUGUUUUUGACUCUGGAACAGGCAAAGAAGGUUGUGAGGAAUUUGGAAUCAUCUUGAUGAAGUUAUGACUACAUUCUUUUUGAAAUCUGUGGAAACUGAUCAUUGAAAAUAAAGCCUUGUUGUAGCUGUUUGUAAAUGCUGCUAUAUUCAUCAUGUAUGGCAUACAAACAGAGGCGAACUGGUGCCGAAUCAUAAGUAGGAGAAGAGCAUACUUGAACACAGUUACAGGUCCCAAUUUGAUGGGGAUGUUGUCAUCUGCCAUCCUCUUCCCUGAUUAAAACAUUUAUUUUACACUUUCCUAGGCCUAAAAGCCCUGUAUUUUGUCUCAUAUCACAAUGACAUGUAUUCAUCAAUCAAUUUCAUUAUUUUUCCAGCAAUUUACUUCUGCUUUAUAGUUAUAUAUGAUUGACAAAGGUCAAUUUUCUUGGAAAUUGACUACUGGGCAGUCUUGGCUUAUCCAGUUGCCCAUGAUAUAAGCGCUUGAGUUGAUCUGUGUUCAGAUUUAAACAAUUCUGAAUUUUCUAA